UCCUGUAGUAACUAGUCCAGGUCAGAGGUUCUCAAUCGCUUCGUAUAUUUGGGUUUCAUGUGUGAAAGCUAAAGGGUGAAAGCCUACUCGGUCAGCACCCAAAUUUCCGAACCUUGCAGUGGGUCAGUGUCACAUCUUAGGUGUACGUAUGUGUGUUAUUCUGAAAUAGACUGAAAAUAGUGCAGCCAUUGGGUUCUUACCAUCUCAGCUUCCUGCACUCACCAGCACCACACUCUUCUCCUGAUGGUGAGCGGCUGCUGGAAUGCGUUCGAGUAUCAUACAGAUCGAGAGCCAAGGCAGGACUGUGGGAGGCAUCAACAACACGCCCACCUUGCCACGCCCACCCCUCUACGCCCAUGCUUCCAUGCCCACCCUGCUACGCCUACCAGCCACACCCACCCUUCCACGCCCACUCACUGUCCAUCCUGUAGAUCACACCCACGCCUUCUCAUCACGCUCAUACGCCACGCCUUGCCACACGCUUCGCCACACGCCUCGCAGCACGCCCCGCCGCACGCCUCGCCGCACGCCCGCACACCGCUAUCCACGCCCAGUCAUGCCCUUCGCUACACCAACACGGCGCAGAGGAACCCCACGUGACGGUCACCAGGAGAGGGAAUUGAGAGUGGCUGCUAUGUGACCUCUGCCUGGAGUCCUGAUAGAGAUACUUCUGCGUCUCCUUCAGGAAAGAAAAUAAUACGGAGAAUAAAAUAUAUAUAUAAAAAAAAAACUUACGGUUGUCCUCAGCAAGAGGAAAAAAAAGAAAGAAAAUUAGAAAGUUUAACGAGUGUGGGAAAUCAUGAAUAAACGUGCAGUUACUUAACGAACGAAGGUAUUUUCCUCGUCAGCAUGAUGACUCACAAAGGAACAAAAAGGAAACACAAACAGCAGAUACAACAUCAUCAUCAGCAGCAGCAGACCCAUUGCCCCUUACGAGGCUGUCUGUGAAUCUUGUGAGGAAAAAAAGAAAAUGCGAAGGAAA
Scylla paramamosain (green mud crab) is the source of this 982-nucleotide messenger RNA. RefSeq lists its product as uncharacterized. Bases 263 to 640 code for a protein of 125 amino acids. The transcript is spliced from 2 exons. The record is from RefSeq and is a predicted model, not a curated record. NCBI's taxonomy places the organism in Eukaryota, Metazoa, Arthropoda, Malacostraca, Decapoda, Portunidae.